AUGUGUUUGGCGGGGGAAGGAUCUACGGAUGAACCGAACGUGUGUGAAAUUGGGCUGUCAGUCUACACUCAAUCGCCCAUGAAAGACAAUGCGGAGGAGGACGUAGUGGCAUAUGUGGCCGGCGCUUUGAUCAUCAUUAACGAAGGUCAAGAAGCCAUCGACGGCCCUAAUAUGAUUAUCGACGCAACUACGGUAGAGAACAUCGGGAUUCGGGCUGACGAACUUGAGCCAUCGAGUGCUCGACUAGCGACUGCUCACUUUGUUGGUCAAGUGACGACGAUUGCAGAUGGGAGUACGCGUGAAUUUGGACUAAACGUGGGCACGUAUAGUGCAAAGGCGCAGUUGCGCUUCGAAGCGCGCCUACACUUUGAUGACUCCAAUCGUCGUUUCGACAACUUUCGUGUUCCCCGCCCGGGUUCUAAUGUAAGCGUCCAGGCAAAAUGGAUGACGGACUCUGCCAAACGCACUCACUGGAUGAUUGAGAACAUUACAUACUUGGGUGCUUUACCUGUCACGGCGGCUGACUCCGACGUCUCGAACGUUGCUGCACCAAGUUCGAAACGGAAACGUUUGUUUGGAGCUCCGAUGGGACCGCCCGAUCCUGAAAAUAAGGGUAAGGGAAAGGCGCCCGCUGGGUCUUUGCGAAAAAAAGUUGGAAAAAAAAGACCUCCUGGGCAAGGAAUGACUGAGAACGCUGAUGAGGACGUGGAGAUCGGGGAUACUGGAUCGCAGGUUUCACUGCCGCGAUCUCAUUCGAUGUUCCUGGAUCCUGAAGUUGCAUAGAGACAUCCUCCAGAUGUGGCUGAAAAAGACUAAAAUCACGGAAUCUGUGGAACAACUGAUUAACGGCACACAAUUCUUCACGGAUACCGUUAACAACCGUAAGAGAUAUAUUGGAUUUUAGUGCAGCUGCAGUGCCGCCACCAGGAUCGUAGAGGAACCAAUUUGUGGGAUGGCCAGCUCGAAGGCUCGGCAUGAUGCGGUGAUAUGUU
Messenger RNA from Cantharellus anzutake, 992 nucleotides. RefSeq lists its product as uncharacterized. The transcript is spliced from 3 exons. The coding region runs from base 1 to 783 and encodes 260 amino acids. The record is from RefSeq and is a predicted model, not a curated record. Lineage: Eukaryota; Fungi; Basidiomycota; Agaricomycetes; Cantharellales; Hydnaceae.